AUGCUCCGCGCUUCGCCGUCUUGGUCCCGUCCCGGUCCGUCCUCGGCCCGACCACUUUGCCGGCUCCGAAUUACCGCUCGACACACCUAGCUGCCCUCACAUAAGCACGUUUCCGCCUCUUUCCUUCUUGCACACCAUCCUGUCAGACCACUAUCUCCUCAGAUCCCUACCCGACCUUGCGUUUCCUCGUUCACUUCACACGACCAUGGAGCCCAACACCCUUACGUUCUAUGAUCUCAACGACGCCGAGCGCGCUGUUCUUCCAGCGGCCGAUGUCGCACAGAUUUAUGCCGUCCAUGCGAAAUAA
Messenger RNA from Microbotryum saponariae, 307 nucleotides. Lineage: Eukaryota; Fungi; Basidiomycota; Microbotryomycetes; Microbotryales; Microbotryaceae. The record is from the annotation of a GenBank genome assembly.